Messenger RNA from Haliotis rubra (blacklip abalone), 2712 nucleotides. Its product is annotated as tRNA-splicing endonuclease subunit Sen2-like. NCBI's taxonomy places the organism in Eukaryota, Metazoa, Mollusca, Gastropoda, Lepetellida, Haliotidae. Gene Ontology annotation, biological process: tRNA splicing, via endonucleolytic cleavage and ligation; tRNA-type intron splice site recognition and cleavage. Gene Ontology annotation, cellular component: tRNA-intron endonuclease complex. Gene Ontology annotation, molecular function: nucleic acid binding; tRNA-intron lyase activity. The record is from RefSeq and is a predicted model, not a curated record.
CAAGAUGGCAGCCUCCUUGCACCACAUUUGAUCAUACAAUUUGUGAUUAGUUGAUGUCCCACGUAUGCGGUUGUAGAAUUGUGUCACUGUACAUAAUACAGGCCAUAUGCAGGCGAUGCGAUUGUCGAUAUCCAUUCGUUAUUUAUUUUUAUGCUUGAUUCUUGAUGCUUGAUGCUUGGCGUGUGCACCAGAACACAACCGGAGACCCUCGCCUGAUACAUUGAUCAGCUGUUGACUGUUGGAUGAACUUUGUCAAGCUUACCCUCAAACCAUUCCACAGUACUUUUGUAUUGUUUGGUUGAGUUACUAGUAUUGAGAUUUUACCAUGGCCAAGUUCGUUCCUCCUCGACGGAAGAAGAGAGUAUUCUGCAGUAAGGAAUCCCCAUUUCCUGUCCCUAUUGAAAGCAUUACCCAUGAAUCUGUUGGCCCUGAGCAGUGGUUCUACUACACUGCAUACCUCUCGGGCAACACUGUGACAGUCAGGCAUUCAGGAGAUAUCAACUUCUUGUUUAAAAUGGGUUUCUUUGGAAAGGGUAACCUGUCUCGAUCACAGCCUGAAUUUAAUCACAGAUACCGUACGGCACGUGUGCCGCACCCGGCUGAUGUAGACAGCAUCAUCCAGCCCCGGGUCCUCAGUCACAGAGUGUUCAAACAGCGCAUAAAGUGGGCUGGGACAAAUGUAGCUGAUGAACCAUCGGACUCUUCAUCAGAGGAGGAGAUAAGCAUGAUGGAAGGUCUGGAUGAUCAGGCCACAGCUGACACCAAGCCAGCCCAAGGAGAAGAGGUUAUACACUUAAGUUCAGAGUCAUUCACAAAAGGCACUGAAUUCAAAGAUUUAGAGGAGGAGGAGGAGGAGCAAGCAGAUGUCUGGACUGACAAAAAAGCAGAUAAGACUGAAGCAUCAUGGGACACAACAGAAGAUGCCGAGUUCUGGGGGAUGGGCGAGAGUGGGGGUGUAAAGCAGGAGAAGGUGGGGAUGCUUGGACUACAGAAGGGGCAGUGCAGAGUUCUGGGGGAGGGUGGGAGUGGGGAUGUGAAGCAGGAGAGGGAUGCUUGGGGUGCAGAAGGGGCAGAAGCAGAGUUCUGGGGUGUUGACAAAACUGAGAGUGUGAAGCAGAAGGUAGGAAACUGUGAGGAAGAACAACCUGAUAAGAUGGAAGUGAGGGAGAAUCCAGAUGAAGACAGGCUGAAAACUGGAGGACCACCAAACUCAGAAUCUGGACUUACUAAAACAACUAUGAUAAAUGCCCAACUUGAUGCCAGCCAUAACUGUCAUAAUAAAACCUGUGAUAUGAAUUCUGUGGCAGACAAUGGGUCAUCAGAUAGUGCAAAUGUAAUUGACGUGCAAAUUUCAAAUGCAGAAACAGUCCAGACAGAGGCAAAUAUUCCUGAAGGCAAUACAUUACCUCCAGAGGUAACUAGCCAUAUGGACUGUAUUCAGGAAGAUGGUAUGCAGCAGGGAGCUGCUGAAAAUGGUCAGUGCAAUGACCUUGACCCUGUAGAAUAUGACCCGUUUUGUGACAGUGAUGACUGUGAUGGGGAUGUGUUUGUGAUGGCAGAUAGUGAUGACGGUAGUCAGACGAGACAAAGAAAGUCCAGAAAGAAGAGAUGGCGUCCUGUAUUGAAGAAAGACCCAUACCCAAUUGUGGAGCAUCUCCUGCUCAGCUUUGAGGAAACAUUUUUUCUGUCCUAUGGCCUGGGGUGUUUGGUAGUGACCGAUGAAAAACAGAAGAACCUCAAUCUGUCAUCUCUAUGGCAACGGUUCUGUUCGUCUCGAGAUGACUUCUGUGCCAACUAUAUUGCCUACCACUAUUACCGCAGCAAGGGAUGGGUGCCGAAAACAGGACUGAAGUUCGGAUGUGACUUCAUAGUGUACAAAGAGGGACCCCCCUUCUACCAUGGUAGCUACUCAGUGCUGGUCCGACUCGUGGAUGAGGAGACGCUCAUUGAACAUCCUGAAUACACCCACAGACCUCUGUCAUGGAUUUCCCUUGCUGGACUCAAUCGCAUCACUGAACAUGUGGCCAAGGAGCUGCUGAUGUGUUAUGUUAUAAAACCAAGGGGAGUAAGUGAGGAAAGUCUCAUGUCUCCGGCCUGCAUACCACAGUUUAAAGUUCAGGAAAUCCUGGUGACAAGAUGGGUGUCAUCACAAGAGAGGCAGGAGAAGGAAGUUGAAGAGUUCCCUUGACCUUGAUGACUGUCAUCACAUCCAUGACUUUGAGAAAUGCCAACGCUAAUGCAGCCAUUGGCAGCGUGAAUGCUGGUUGCUGCCACAGCAGGAUUCAGACGUUAAUAAUGGAGACACUGAGUUGUUGAGAGGAGAGGGUCCAGUUCAUCCCCAUCAUGACAGCAGAGAAUCAGCCAGAACACAGUGUACCCACACACUCCUCAUCGGGCUCUGAUGACAGUGCUGACAGAGAUACAAGCAUGGAGUACUGGGGAUUUGUUUGGCCCAAAAUGCUCUCAGAGAGGAAGCAGUGUGCACUGGAGACUUAUUUGCCCAAGUAUUUCCUUGGAGAGAUAAGCAUCAUGUACUGGGGAAGUUUUUGCCCCGAACCAAAACAGAGAUACCAGCAAGGACAGUCUUGACAUCUGAACUAAUGAACUAGCAGGAGACAACUAAAUUGUGCUAACAACAAGUAAAGAUCCUCUGAUGGUAGUCCACAAUUUGCUACCAGAUGAAUCUGAAUAAAACUGAUUGAAAAUUGUAAA